GGCUUCACAAAAAUUGCCGUCACAAUUCCACAAUUUUUGGGUGCAACGCUCACAUUUUCACCUCGCAAGAACCUCGAAUACGCACAACUGAAACUGCUACAAGAAUCCGCCAGGCAACAGGACACAGAUUAAACCGACAAAUUCGAUAACUCCCUCUGUGACAAUGGCGAAUCCUAGAAGAUUUGCCUACGUGUGCUUUCUGCUGUUGGCGUUAGUUAAUUGCGGAGUUUUAGGGAAGAUCAGAGGUGCGAACCGUGGCGUCGACAAUGAAGUUAGACCAUUGGACGACACACCUCCUAGUGACAGCACAGCGGCAACAGUAGCAGCUCGGUCACUGAAGAAUCAUGAAGGAAAUCAAAAUGAAAAAAGAAAGCACCACAAGAAUCAGCGAAUGCAUCACAACAUGAUGGGCGGCGCCAAAGCAAAGGAGGAAGUGGCAGUACAUGAAGAAGAGGUUGAAGAAAAUUAUCCACACCACCACCAUCCCCAUAAUCAUCCAGAACAACCCGAUUAUGACCAUGUGCAUGAAGAUGAUGAGUAUGAUCAUUCGGGUGUAGAGGAACCAGAAGGUGACGACGAGUAUGAACUCCAACAUCCAAAAGGCGGAGCCAAAGGAGGAACGAAAGAAGGUGGAGCCAAAGAAGGUGGAGCCAAAGGAGGAGGAGGAGGAACAAAAGGAGGAGGAGUAACUAAAGGAGGAACUAAAGAAGGUGGGGUCAAAGGAGGAACGAAAGAAGGCGGCUCUAAAGGAGGAGUGAAAGAAGGUGGAGCCAAAGGAGGAGUGAAAGAAGGUGGAGCCAAAGGAUACAAAGUUACCAGCGAAACAUACUACAAGGGCGGAAAGAACAAAAGCGAUUCGAAGAGCGGAAAGUACAAGGGAGGAAAGAAUGACAAAGGGGCCAAAGGAGGCAAGAGCGACAAGGGCUACAAAGGAGACAAGAGUGACAAGGGUUACUACAAAGGCAAGGACAAAAGCAAGGAUAAAGGUGGAAAAACGAAAGGCGAUAAGAGCAAAGGAGGCAAAGACAAAGGCAAAAAGAGCUACAAGUAUAACGGACACGCUGUGGAGAAGAAGCAGAAAAGCUCCAAGGAAACUCACUACGUAAAGUCCAAGUACAAGCUGAAGAAGUCAUCAUCUGACUCGUAUGACUACUACGAAACCGAGGUACCCACAGAACAUCCAACUGUGCCCGAAGCUGAAGGGCCCACCGUGGUAGAGGUGCCCGUGACCUUUUACUUCGCCUUUGAUAAGCCUGAGGAAGACCCCGAAGGCCGACGAAAAUUGGAUGGCCAUGUUGAUUCAAGCUCUGGCGCAGGCGAACCAACUCCAGAAGAGAUUGAAACCUUUGAGCACGCAGUCAAGGAAUAUGCAGUUGGCCUAUUUGAAUACCUCCACGAAGAAAAGCCUGGCACCUUCAUCUCGGUGACGCCAACAAUAGAAAAGGUUGUUGUCCAACCUGGAGCCGACUACCCCUUACAGAUCGACGUCACGUUCCACGUCUUGUACAAUGAAUCGCCUGAUCACGCCCCCGACGCAGCUGAAGUGGCUCAGAUUCUCGAAGACGCAUUCAGUGCCGAAGAAUUCACCUAUUUCUACUUGUGGGGACGAGAAGACAUUUGGAACAACGUUUCUAGUGUCAAGGUUGAGCCAAAUCUCCCGGAAGAGCCGGAAGAACCAGGCCCAUCGGGCCCUGAAGUCGAUGUCUACUCCACAAUGGUUUACGAUUUCAGUACUGAUCCAACGACGGAACCAACUGACGAAGACUUUGAUGAGCUGACGACCUUGACACAAACCUUCUUCACAGACUUACUGACUGAUCUCUACAAGGACAACCCGGACACUCAGUUUGAAGAACUCGACGUAUCGCGGCUGGCUACGACAGUUGAUCUGGAAGCGACUCCGCCUGUCCUUGUUGACUUCAAGUACGAAGUAAAGUUCGACGAGGACUCAAUGAUCAUCCCAUCGGACGAGGAACUGUUCGACAUUAUGGCUGGAAACAUGUUCGAUGCCUACAUCAGGCUCUACCUUGCCCCCUGCGAUUGCAUGUGGGCUACGGUAGAUCGGGUUGGGUUCUUGGAGUACUCAGCAGAAGAAGGCUCCUCAGAUAGUUCUGAAGAAGGACAACCAUCGGAAGGGCUAAUUGGUACGGCACAAAGUGGGCAGAGAGUUCAGUCCUCAAUGAUUCACUCCUUCUUUGAAGGAACAGAGUCCCGACCGAGCAAAGACGACUAUACCAAGCUCGAGAUGGCCACGGACUUGUUCUUCGCCGAGACUCUGACUGCGUUCUUCAAGGACAACAACGAGACAGAGUUGCUCAGCUCCAACACAGAAAUUGAAUCCUCCUUCUACAACGAAGGCGAAGCGCAGCCUCUCCAAGUGGACUACAUCACAACUGCUACGUUCGCUGGAGUUCCUUACGACGGCUCCAUAUUUGAUCUUCUCCAAGGUGCAGCCUACGAAAACUACAUCAUGGAAUAUCUUUGGCCCGAGGGAGAGCCCUGGACCAACAUCAAUGGAGUCAUGCUUGUGGAUCGAAUAGAGACUCCUCCAGAAUCAUAG
Seminavis robusta is the source of this 2560-nucleotide messenger RNA. NCBI's taxonomy places the organism in Eukaryota, Bacillariophyta, Bacillariophyceae, Naviculales, Naviculaceae. The record is from the annotation of a GenBank genome assembly.